Molecule: messenger RNA, 1215 nt
Organism: Penicillium manginii
Lineage: Eukaryota; Fungi; Ascomycota; Eurotiomycetes; Eurotiales; Aspergillaceae
Product: LysM peptidoglycan-binding domain-containing protein
Exons: 5
Coding region: 1-1215 (404 amino acids)
Source: RefSeq, a predicted model, not a curated record
AUGCCUCCCUCGUGCGAUAUAUACACCAUCCAGGGGAAUGAUACCUGUCACUCCAUUGCGGUCGCGCAACCCGGCUACGUAACAGUAACCCAGAUCCAAGCCUGGAAUCCGAAUUUGAAUGCACUAUGUACAAACAUGAAGCAGCAGGAAGGAAUGCAAAUAUGUGUUAGCCCACCUGGGCAGACCCUUGAUGAUUCGAGUGUGUCAGCCACUGCUAGUAAUACAGCCCCACUGGCCACAAUAGAAGCACCUCGUCCAAGCAAUCUUGCAAAUGGAACCAUUACUCACUGUGCUAAUUACUAUGUGGCAAAGAAAGGCGAUACCUGUGACAAAAUCACAAAAAUAUCUCCAAGCUUGAAAUCAGGGGAUUUCCAAUUCCUGAACCCGGGACUAGACGAAAAUUGCUCGAACAUUAUACCUGGGGAUAACUAUUGUGUUGAAGCAGUGGGAGAUAUCAGCACUUACACAGGUUACGGUAUUGCAACUACAGGUGAAUGUACCGGAGCUGGAUCGCCAUCAACCUGCUACGGAGACUGGGCUACGCUAUCUCCCGUACCGUUCGGGGGAUAUGGAGAGUCCAAUGCUUCCUCGACGAGGUCUUCUUCCCGACCGGGCUCAACAUCAACUCCUACUAGACCAAAAUACACCGCGAUGCCAAGGGCCUCGGGGACACUGUCAUCAUCCAAGUGCGAUAAGUAUAUCGAAUACAUCAACGCUGGUCGUGAUGAGAUAACCCAAAUAGUCAACGGCUGCAGCUCGAUUGUUCAAUUCUAUGAUAUCAACGUUGAUGAUUUCGUUAAAUGGAACCCGAGUCUAAAACGUGACAACUGCAAAUUAUCGAAAGGAUACAGCUAUUGUGUCUCUCUGAAGAAUGCUGGCAGUACCACUUUGUCCACCUCAACUACCGAGUCCUCUUCGACGAAUACUGCAGUUGCAAGCGAGUUCCAAACAACUGCCGAUGAACCUGAUCCUACUUCAACCGAGCCCACUCCAACUAGUACCGGCGUCGAAACACCAACACCCACUCAAUCUGGCAUUGAUUCGAACUGCACCAAGUUUUACAAAGUUGUUAAAGACGAUGGGUGUUACGCUAUUGCCAUACAUAAUGGUAUCACGCCAGCUGAUUUUCACCAGUAUAAUCCUGCGGUGAAAAACGACUGCUCGGAAUUAUGGCCGGACCACUAUGUUUGUGUGGGUGUGACCAAUGGGGCUUAG